Ogataea polymorpha is the source of this 2310-nucleotide messenger RNA. RefSeq lists its product as uncharacterized. The coding region runs from base 1 to 849 and encodes 282 amino acids. The record is from RefSeq and is a predicted model, not a curated record. NCBI's taxonomy places the organism in Eukaryota, Fungi, Ascomycota, Pichiomycetes, Pichiales, Pichiaceae. Gene Ontology annotation, biological process: ceramide biosynthetic process; ceramide catabolic process. The transcript has a single exon. Gene Ontology annotation, cellular component: endoplasmic reticulum membrane.
AUGGUAUAUUUUGAUUAUCCGGCAAAGCUUCCGGAGUCCUAUGUUGGAUUUUGGGGGCCUGUCACCGCCACGAUUGACUGGUGUGAGGAAAACUACAUUUUCACACCGUAUAUUGCCGAAGUGGUAAAUAGCUUCACCAAUUUCAUCUUUGUGGCCCUGGCAAUGGGCCAUCUGUGGAGUACAUACAAGAACAACUUUGGCAGUCUUUACGUUUUUAUUUCCAUCGGUUUUGCAUCAGUCGGAAUCGGCUCAUUCCUGUUCCACAUGACCCUGCGUUACGAGUACCAGCUGAUGGAUGAGCUACCCAUGGUCUAUGUCACGGCACUCCCGUUCGGCUACAUUUUCAGUUGGAACCAGCCCCGCCCCGUACAAUAUGCCUGGAGAGUUGGUACCUUUGCUGCGACUGCGCUGUUCACUUACAUUUAUAUAUAUGUGCAGAGGGAUCCAGCCUUUCAUCAAGUGUUUUACGCUAUACUCAAUUUUGGGGUGAUCUACAAAACGAUCAGGACUAUCCAAUUGAAGGUCACAGAUCCAAAUGCAAGAAAGACUAUGUAUAAGAUGCUUGUAUUGGCAGUGUCUUUAUUUGUUUUUGGCUUCUUCAUUUGGAACCUGGACUUCUUGCUAUGUCCUAAUCUUAUAGACUGGCGUCGUAAUAUUCUCGGCAUUCCAUUGGGUGUUCUGACCGAGGGCCAUGGAUGGUGGCACAUUUUCACCGGUCUGGGAGUCUAUUACUUUAUUAUUUACAACCAGUUGUUACACACGUGGAUGACCGAUCAGCAAGACAAAUACAAGCUUGUGUGGCAUGGAAUAUUUGCCGAGGUACAACUCCAAAAGCCAAAAAAUGAGUAAUGUGACAGUUAUAGAGUCUAGCAUAAUUCGCAUUCUCCCACUUUAGCACAGAUGUAUCGGUAAUUGUUGUCGAGCAAAUGCAGCCUAGGGUCGUGUUCGAGGUGAGGCUGUUGGUGAAGCGUGUCUACGGCUGUUUUGAUUUCUUCCAUUGUAGCAGAAAACCACGGUAGCUGGGUGAUUGAGCUGUCUCUAGAUAUCAGAAUGCCUAAAGUUUUGACUUUUUCCAGUAAAUGCACUAGAUCAAGCUGGCGCUCCAUUACGCGGCCGGCGGCAAAACCGUCAAAUGCCAGGUUUGCCAAUGUUGUGUCGUUCCUAUGCUCUAUAAUUUUGUACACGAUUUUCUGAAGCUCGGAAUUGAUGUCGUGGUCGCGAUAAUUGUAAGACUUCCAUCUCACGAUAUGCUCUUCCAAACUCGCCGCUUCAUCCUCACUAAGCUUAUAUGAGUAUUUCCAAUGGAAAAUAAGGUUCAGUUUUAGUACAUUUUUGUGCUCUUUCUCGCAAAGUCGCUUCUCAAAAAGAGUAUCAACCAAAAACAGCAUUUUUAGGUAUGAUUUCUUGGGAAACUGUUCUCUGAAUUCUCUAUUUCCCACAAGCUUGUUUAGUAGGUAAACAGCCUGAAGAUACUCCAUCUUGCUAGAUGCGGCAAAGCUGGCCAGAAUAUCAACCAAUUUCUCGACGCUUUUGAUUUUCGCAGCUACCGCGGCUUGUUGUUCCGGAGACAUUAUAUGAUUUCCCAAAAUUAUCAUCCCCAAUGCCUGAAGUGCCAUAUUAUCGGUAUCGAUGAGUUGAAGGUACUUCUCUAGAUCGUUAUUUGCGUUGGACGGAUUCGCAGAAAUAUUCAUCACGCUUUCGAACAGUCGCCGAUCGUCGUCUUCUGCCACCCGCUGAAUCAUGUCGUGCAUCAGCUGUGUGUCAGUUUGUAGAUCCAUGUCGUUUUUGCUCAUAUGCAGCAUCAGAUUACGGUGGUCGAUGUUCAUAAGUGCUCUAAAAAGCUCGCAAGAUGUGCUUUGGUUCGUCAGUUCCUCCAAUACGCUGUUCCAAACGUCUUUCCAAUCAUCAGGAACACUCUGACGGGCCACUUUCAAAGCGCUUCCGUUAGCAUUGAGAAACGUCGAUGCCUCUGGAAAGUCCAAAAGCAAAUUAUUCAGAAAAUGCAAAAUAAAGAAACUGUGUUUCGAUCCAUCGAGAUGGUCUCGUGUGAAUGUAAAAAACUGCUCUGCUUUUGCCUGGUGCAAAACUAGUUGUCUGUUAGCCAUCGAGUCGGCAACGAAGUUUGCCAAUAAUCUGUAUAUAUCAUCCAACGGAGCCACCUCUUGCUUCAAAAUUGUAUACUCCAUAAUGUUGGGAACCAGCGCUCUCAGGGCCCCGCUAGCCCUGUUAGUCUCAUCCCUGAGAUAGGUACCGAUUUGGAAAAACAGAGACGACGAAUCGUCCUCUCCAGAUUUCAGAAGUGUGCGCAAC